Molecule: messenger RNA, 2542 nt
Organism: Arachis stenosperma
Lineage: Eukaryota; Viridiplantae; Streptophyta; Magnoliopsida; Fabales; Fabaceae
Product: J domain-containing protein required for chloroplast accumulation response 1
Exons: 9
Coding region: 281-2314 (677 amino acids)
Biological process (GO): clathrin-dependent endocytosis; clathrin coat disassembly
Cellular component (GO): vesicle; intracellular membrane-bounded organelle; cytoplasm
Molecular function (GO): clathrin binding
Source: RefSeq, a predicted model, not a curated record
UAGUUUUGUUUCUAUCCUUUAAAGUAUUAUCCCAAGUCACUCAUAUCUUGUGGCUUGCCAAUGGCAAUUGGUCUUCGGCGCACCUUCUCUGUCGUAUUGUGGUAGUUACUUCCCUUUCAGAAUUCGUGCCUGUUCUCCUCUGUGUCUCUGAUUCAUAGCAGGCAGAGGCAGUUACAGUUCAAAACAAACUUUCCAUUGCCCUCCGCUGCGUUCCACGUUUUCCCGCCAUUUUUUAAUCCUGAAUUAGUUGACAGUUAUUAUUAAUUAUUAAUAAUAAUUAAUGGAGAGGUUUUACUCCUCUUCUUAUUCUUCACAACAAGGGGAAAGCGCUUUCUACACGAGUCCAAGCACGCCAAGCAGAAACUCCGAUGUGGAUUUCAACGAUGUGUUCGGAGGGCCGCCACGGCGGUCUUCCAUUAACAGCGAGAUUCGGCAUAGCCUCAGCUACAGCAGGUUGCAGGAUUUGAGUCAAGAAGGAGAAGGAGAAGAAGGGGAGGUUCCAAGUUCGUGUGCGUGGCGUCCUGAGCGGGAGAGACCGGUGUUUGGAGGGGAAGAUUUCGUGAAUCGGAGGCGUUAUUCAAACAAGAACAGUGACUUCUACGAUGAUAUAUUCAGAGGCGAUGAGUCUCCGAUCAGGAAUAGGGAUCAGAGUCAGAGCCCUUUCCCCAGCAGAGUUUUGAGCCCUUCCCUUGCUGACCCUCUCUCCUCUUCUCUACCUUCGAACUUCAGUCUUCCUGCCAAAUUGUCAAAAGGGAUGGACCUUCCAACAUUUGGUUACUCUACCAGACGCAGGAACCCACUUAACAACUUCAAUGAUGGUUUUGGUGCUUCGGAUGGAGUAGGCUCUUCAGAUUCUCAUCUUUCAAGAUUUUCAACCCCACCAACCAAGCACAAGGAGGAUCCAAAGAAUGCUUCAAAACCCGCCUAUCGGCAGAGUCUUCUAUCGAAAGAGUUUUCAGAUAUAGAAAGUAACAUGAAACAAGACCAAUCUAACAGUAAUGGCCAAUUUCAUUUCUCAAUAUACAAAUGGGCAAGUAAAGGGGUGCCAAUGGUUAUGCCUCUUAGGACAGAGAGAAAAGAUAAGCUUAAAUUUGAAAGAAGCUCAAGCGCCAAGGAAUGUGUAGCCAGUGAGAUUACCACACAAAAUGAUAGUCCUGCAUCAUACAAAGCCUCCUUGUUAUCGAGAAGCACAAGACAAGAUGGAUCAAAUUCUCGUACAACUAUUCAAAAUGGGGCAGAUUCUAUUCGAAUCACAGAACAAAGAGCUUCUUCCAAAGCUCAAUCAGAGACGAUGAGCAGCUCUCAAACUGUAACUAAAGAUGAUCCUGGUAGUCCUAUCUCAUCUUCUCAUUCUGCGAGUGAGAAAACCUUCUCUGGAAAAAAAGAAGCAGCAAGUGGAAAUCAGAAGCUUGAGACCAAAACAUUACGUUCACUGUUAAAUGAAAGUAAUGCAAUAGCGAAACAAGAUUAUAAUGAGAUCACUCGAAGGGAGAGACAAGAUGAAAGUAAGAUGAAAAUCACAAAAGAGUUGUCUAAUUUUGAUAACGUGAAUCCAAAUAAACGAGAAGAAACGACUGUUUCUGUGAAAGCUGUAGAGCAUAGCAAGGCUGCAUCCCCUGGUUCCUUGAACUUUGGUGAGAAUAUGGGGAAAGACCGCAUUAAAGGAAAGGUCAAAGAAUUUGUCCGAAUAUUCAAUCAAGAAGCUGCAACAAAACCCAGAGUUGAACCCAAAUCUGAGGGUUCUUUAUACAAGCAAAGAGAUGCUUUGAGGACAAAGAACGGAGUAAGUGCGGACGAGUAUUCCGAACAGUCCAAGAAAGAAAGUUCCAGGGUAGAGUCCUCCAAUGGGUCUUCUAAUAAUUUGUCUCAGCAGGAUGAUAUCUCAGCAUCAGCAACGCCAGAUAUUUCAUUUACUGUUAUUGGAGAUAAGGAUGGAUCCUUCCAUGGGAAUUUCACGAUACAAGUACUAGCAGAAGAUGAGAAUGAUGAUUUAAAAAGCCAAGAUAACAAAGCAAUCCAAGUCAUUGACAAGAAGAUACAACAAUGGUCUAAAGGGAAGGAAGCAAACAUACGCUCGCUACUAUCGACGUUACAAUUAGUGCUUUGGCCGGAGUGUGGCUGGAAGCCUGUGCCUCUUGUCGAUAUAAUUGAAGGAAAUGCGGUGAGAAGAGCUUAUCAAAGAGCUUUACUUUGUCUACAUCCAGAUAAAUUGCAGCAAAAGGGUGCUGCUUCACAUCAAAAAUACAUUGCAGAAAAAGUUUUUGACAUCUUACAGGAAGCAUGGACGCAGUUCAAUAUGCUCGGUGCACUCUAACUAGUAAUUACUCAGACCCGAGGAAAGGUUCUUUUACAGUCUCAAUGGGAUAUAUAUAUUGUGCUUAUUAGGAGUGCAAGUGAUUACUUCAUAGCUGAAGCUGUUUUCAUUGUAAGGUUAUAAACUUGUAAUUGAUAAUAAAUGAUCGAUUUCACGAAAAUAUAUUUUCAAGUUUGUUAUACAAAUGCAAGUGUUCACUUGAGAGCCUGUAAGCUUUUUCUGUCUUCC